UUAUACCGUCGCUAUCCAGAACAACAGAGGAAGUUCUACCAAAAGCUCCUGGAAGCAACUGAUGAGUUUUCAGAAGUACUGGAUGAUAAAGUGGUUCUGCAACAAUUGAAAGACGAGAACUUCGACGUCGCUAUAACGGAACUUUUCGACUUCAUUGGGAUCGGUGUUCUGGAAGCGAUCGGUCUCAAGAACAUUGUUGGAGCUCAUUCGGCUAUAAUGAUGGAAGGCACAUCGUUGGCUUUAGGUGUACCCCUGCGCCCGAGCUUUAUUCCAGCGUUCUUUGGUGUCACGAGCGACUCGACCGAUUUCUGGACACGUGCGACGAACCUUUUGUUUACGUGUCUCUCAUGGUAUUUCCAGACAAGCACAGCUAAUGCUGCAGAUCGAGUGAUGAAAGCGAAGCUUGGACCAAAUGCCACUCCAGUUUGGGAAUGGGAUCGCAUUCUGAAGCUAAGAGAGCACACUGUUCUCAUCUCGUUCGGCAGCAUAGCAAAAAGCAAGUUUAUGCCCGAAUCGAUGAAGAGAGCUAUCAUCAACUUACCCGAACAUCACCUUCAUCUGGAAGUACGAAGAACCAGACGACGCAAUCUUCAAUGGAACAGACAAUCUUAUUCCUUCAAAAUGGACGCCACAAAGCUGUUUAUUAGCCGACAGGCGUUUAACACUUUUUAUCACACAUGGUGGAGCUGGAAGUAUGAUGGAGAGCGCCCACCACGCAAAACCGCUUAUUGUCGUUCCUUUGUUUGGCGAUCAGAACAAGAAAUGCGAAGCUCAUUGAGAAGUAUACUUUUGGAAAAAGGCCGCCUCACUGACAGCAACGUGUUACGCGAGGCAAUCGAACAAAUUCUCACUGAUUUUAAAUACCAAACAGCAGCGAAUCGAAUCAGCCGGCUGCUGUCACGACGUCCAUUUAGUCCUGAGGAGAAACUGGUGAAAACAGUCGAGCUUGCCGCCGAAUUUGGAGAUCUACCGGAGUUGAAGGUAUCGGGAAGAAACCUCGGAUAUGUCGCCUACUAUAACCUUGACCUACUAUUUAUUUUAGCAAUGAUUUUCGCCGCAUUACUAAGUCCAGUGAUAUGGUAUAUGUGA
Molecule: messenger RNA, 1089 nt
Organism: Ostertagia ostertagi
Lineage: Eukaryota; Metazoa; Nematoda; Chromadorea; Rhabditida; Trichostrongylidae
Source: the annotation of a GenBank genome assembly